AUGAAGUUUCAACUUACUAUCCUUACUCUGGCUGUUCUAGCCCUUGCAAAGCCUCAGGCUCCUCCUGAUCCAACCCCAGCUCCCCCAGACCCUGAUCCAACACCCCCUUCAACUUCUGAGCAGCCCGCACCUCCUCCUGUCCCUCCUCCGGCCGAUCCCCCGGCCGACCCUCCGGCUGAACCAUCUCAACCCCCACCUCCUCCGCCGCCUCCUCCGUCUCAGCCUGACCCGUCGCCUCCUCCAUCUGGUCCAGCUCCUGUUCCUCCCCCAGCUACUCCAGCACCUGCUCCCCCUCCGGACCCAAGUCCACCACCUCCCCCUCCUCCGAGUUCAACUGCUUCACCUCCUCCCGAAGGACCAAUCUGUGAAUGCGGAUACACUUACUGUUCCUCAGUCCUCAAGGACAUGGACAAACCAUGGAAUGAUGCCCAACUCUCCGAGGCAUACUGCACUACCCCUAAUGCAAACUGCGACGGUGAAACACCAGCUAGCAGCAUAGACAGCGCUCUGUUCAUCUGUCUAUGUGACCAGCCGAGUCAAAAAAUUGGAAACCAUGUUGAACUUCUCUGCGGUUGUGACACAUGUCUUGUUGUCAAGCCUGACUUUAGAGGAAGAUGCAAGAGUCCAUGUCGAGCUGGAGGCUCCAAGGAUGACGGGAAGGGCGAUGGGAAGGGUAAUAAGGUCAGAGGAACUAAUCGAUUGGGGUUCUGGAUGUAG
Molecule: messenger RNA, 717 nt
Organism: Fusarium redolens
Lineage: Eukaryota; Fungi; Ascomycota; Sordariomycetes; Hypocreales; Nectriaceae
Exons: 2
Coding region: 1-717 (238 amino acids)
Source: RefSeq, a predicted model, not a curated record